GGCCGGGGGUUCGCGGAGGCUCGGCUAGGGGGCGCGGAGGUGACGGAGACCGGCGCUCUGGUCCGGGGACCCCCCCCGAACUUAGGAGCCUUUCUCCGAAUAGUUACUGUCUCCAGACUGUUUGAACAAUUUAACCCAAAACAUGGAUAUCAGACCAAAUCAUACAAUUUAUAUCAACAACAUGAAUGACAAAAUUAAGAAAGAAGAAUUGAAGAGAUCCCUGUAUGCCUUGUUUUCUCAGUUUGGCCAUGUGGUAGAUAUUGUGGCUUUAAAGACCAUGAAGAUGAGAGGGCAAGCCUUUGUUAUCUUUAAGGAACUGGGCUCAUCCACUAACGCCUUGAGACAGUUACAAGGAUUUCCAUUCUAUGGUAAACCAAUGCGAAUCCAGUAUGCAAAAACAGAUUCUGAUAUAAUAUCUAAAAUGCGUGGCACUUUUGCUGACAAAGAAAAGAAAAAAGAAAAGAAAAAAGCCAAAACUGUGGAACAGACUGCGACAACUGCAAACAAAAAGCCUGGUCAGGGAACACCAAAUUCAGUGAAUACCCAAGGAAAUUCAACACCAAAUCCUCAGGUCCCUGAUUACCCUCCAAACUAUAUUUUAUUCCUUAAUAAUUUACCAGAAGAGACUAAUGAGAUGAUGUUAUCCAUGCUGUUUAAUCAAUUUCCUGGUUUCAAGGAAGUACGUUUGGUACCUGGGAGGCAUGACAUUGCAUUUGUUGAAUUUGAAAAUGACGGACAGGCUGGAGCUGCCAGGGAUGCUUUACAAGGAUUUAAGAUCACACCGUCUCAUGCCAUGAAGAUCACCUAUGCCAAGAAAUGACAUUUGGGAGAGUUGUCUUUUCAAGGACUUGGUGUUAUUUAUAAUGUUUGUUUUGAUAACAUUUGGUCUGGCCAUUUUAAGAGUUGGGGCUUGAGAGAAAGUGAAACUGAAAUUUUUGUGAGGGGUUUAAAAAAUUGCCUAGUCUUUCUUUAGCCUUAGUGAAGUAUGAAAUAUGAAGGCCUUAAUUUUGUACAGUAAACUUUUAUUUGUAUUCUAUACAUAAUACUUCAUUUUUUAGCUCAACUGUCCUAUCACCAAAUACUUUUGCUAGUCUAGAACAUACCGUAAGGAAAUAGAACUGUAAUAGAGUGCUUUUCUAGUAUUAUUUUGGAGCAGCUAAUGGUAGAGAAACAUUGAACCAUUUUAAUAAAAGUAAAGGAGAGUUAGAUCAAGCCCUUGAUUAGAUUUUCUGUAGUGUUAUUUUUUAUGCAUACGAACUGCCAUCUUGGAGUUUGUCUUUUUUUUUUAAAUGAGUCUUGUAUUGAUAAAAAUGAUCAUCCUGGAUAUUAGAAGAAAAGAAACUAAGACUUGGGCAGGAUCUAAAUUUGAUCUUCUUCUUCAAAUAAAUGAGCACAGUAUUUGGCUGGUAGUAGACAUUUCAUGAAUCUUUUCAUUCAGUGUUUAUUGAGUAACGGCCAUCUAGGAGUAACUGUAUGUACUGUUUCCUGGUAAAACAGAAGGCAGGGGAAUGCUCUCUUCAGACCUCACAUUUCAUGCUCUUAUCCGCUUGAGGCAGGAUUGUUCCCAAAGAAAUUGGUUAAUAGCUACCCUCUUUAUUGAAAGACCUCCAAGGGAAAGAUUUUACAAUCGAUCAUCUUUGAAGACAAAUAGGCUGACUUGCAAAGGGUUGCCAAUCCUAGUCUUGCUGCCUCUUUGUAAUUCUUAAACACCAGUGUUCAAAUGUUUCCAGGGCUCAUUUUCUUUAGCGUUUGAUUUAUACCUAAGCUUAUUGAUUUAGUCCCUUGCUAAUAAAACGAUGGAUAUCUUUAGAAGUGGA
Molecule: messenger RNA, 1817 nt
Organism: Equus quagga
Lineage: Eukaryota; Metazoa; Chordata; Mammalia; Perissodactyla; Equidae
Gene: SNRPB2
Product: small nuclear ribonucleoprotein polypeptide B2
Exons: 7
Coding region: 143-820 (225 amino acids)
Biological process (GO): mRNA splicing, via spliceosome
Cellular component (GO): U1 snRNP
Molecular function (GO): U1 snRNA binding
Source: RefSeq, a predicted model, not a curated record